This is a messenger RNA of Aureobasidium melanogenum CBS 110374, 222 nucleotides long. RefSeq lists its product as uncharacterized. The transcript is spliced from 2 exons. NCBI's taxonomy places the organism in Eukaryota, Fungi, Ascomycota, Dothideomycetes, Dothideales, Saccotheciaceae. Bases 1 to 222 code for a protein of 73 amino acids. The record is from RefSeq and is a predicted model, not a curated record.
AUGUGCACAUACACGUAUUCAUGGUAUCGAUGCAACCACUCAUAUUUAAUCUGGCCGAGUACGGUUGAGAUCUGCACAAACCGCUUCUUGUCUGGUUACUCGUGUGAUAUCUGGUCGAUAGACAUGUGCAAACAUCACAUCGCCAUCUGUAAAGGCUUUUGUAACUACUACUGCCCCGACUGCUCUGAAGACUAUACCCUCGAAUGGCAACUAGAAGAAUAG